CACUAGAAUACCUGCGGGCACCGAUUUAGACACAUUCAAUUCUAAAUUGUUUAAAAGACGUUAUUAAGAGAAAAGGAUUAUGUAGCAAAUAUUAUGUUAUACAUUAUAAUAGUUUAUUUUGCAGGUGUAUUUACAUUUAUAUUGCAAAAACGCAAGCGUAUCGUUACUUUAGUUUCGGUUUAAACAUUUUUAAGUGCUUUUUUAUUGCCUUCCUUUAUCGUAAACUGCUGAGUCUUCAUGGCUUGUGGUAUUUUUAAAUUUUAGACUCGAAAAUUAUAUUUCGUAAAAGUGUUGAAUGCUGGUAUUCUUUUGAAAUUUAUAUCAGAUUUUAUAUGAAAAUCAGGCCUGUGCCAAUACUUUUGUUCACCACUGUAUAUAUACUUUGGCGUAGUCGCAUUGAGGUAUAGGACAUGUCAAAAAUUUGUGAUGGCGACGAUGUUGAAGGACAAAGGACGGCUCAUGUUUGAAGAUAAAUGGCCAUUUAUGCGUUCAAUUAUUUUGAAACUAUUGGUACAAGAACCUGUGACUCCAGCAGAAUGGCAGGAUUUAUUUUACUCUGUUCAUUUGGUAUGUGUGUGGGAUGAUAAUGGUCCUCCUAAGUUGAGAGAUGCACUUAAAGAAGAUAUAAUGGAUUUUAUAAAACAAGCUCAACAGAGAAUUUUAGCACAUCAAGAGGAACAAGCUCUAUUAAAAGCAUAUAUAGUUGAAUGGAGAAAGUUUUUUAUUCAGUGUAUUUAUUUUCCAACACCUUUUAGACAAUUAGAAACUAGUCUCGUGGGUAAAACAAGUUCCAGUACUCAAAAACGAAAUCAACCCGACGAUGUUGUUAGAAAGUUAAUGUUGGAUAGUUGGAAUCAGAGCAUAUUUGGAGAAAUAAAACAGAAACUGCAGGAUUCAGCAAUGCGACUUAUAAGAGCUGAAAGAAAUGGAGAAGCAUUUGAUUCACAACUUGUUAUUGGUGUUAGAGAAUCUUACGUAAAUUUAUGCUCAAAUACAACGGAUCAGCUUCAAAUAUAUAGAGAAAACUUUGAAGCGGCAUAUAUAGAAACAACAGAGGCAUUUUAUUGGGUUAAAGCACCGGAACAAUUAUCGCUACACGGCGUAGAGAAUUAUAUGCGUUACGCGGAAGCAAAGUUAAGAGAAGAAGAACUCCGAGCACAAAAGUAUCUAGAACCAAACAGUGCAAGUGUACAACUUUUAACCGAUUGUUGUGUACGUAUGUUAGUGGCAAGUUUUAAACCAGCUAUAUUAGCAGAAUGUCCAAGGAUGAUUCAACAUCAUCAAACAGAUCAACUUAGAUUGAUGCUGAAAUUAAUGGAUAGAGUAUCCGAAGGUGUAGGUCCAAUGUUAAGAAAUUUAGAGGAACAUAUUGCGAGUGCAGGUCUAGCUGAUAUGAUGGCAGCUGUAGAUGUAAUUACUCAUGAUUCUGAAAAAUAUGUUGAAAGAUUAUUAGACCUUUUCCGUCGUUUUUCAACUCUCGUUAAAGAAGCAUUUGACGAUGACCCCAGAUUUCUAACGGCUAGAGAUAAAGCUUACAAACUUGUUGUAAACGAUGCAACGGUAUUCAAGUUAGAAUUACCAGCUCGCCAAAGUUCUGGCAUCGGUACAUCAAUUUUAAAUAAUAAACCCAAUAACAACAAUAAUAAACAGCCAGAAUCAAAGUGUCCAGAGCUUCUUGCAAAUUACUGUGAUAUGCUACUUAGAAAGACACCUCUGAGUAAAAAACUGACUUCUGAUGAAAUUGAAAGUAAGCUAAAAGAUGUAUUGUUAGUGUUAAAGUAUGUUCAAAAUAAGGAUGUAUUUAUGCGCUAUCAUAAGGCUCAUUUAACACGCCGCUUAAUAUUAGACACAUCUGCGGAUUCUGAGAAAGAAGAAAAUAUGGUAGAAUGGCUUCGCGAAGUUGGAAUGCCUGCUGAUUAUGUUAAUAAAUUAGCUCGAAUGUUCCAAGACAUUAAAGUGUCGCAGGACCUCAAUCAACAGUUCAAAGAACAGUGUAGAGCUGCUAUUGCGGAUAGUAUAAAUAUUAAGAUAUUAAAUGCAGGUGCAUGGGCUCGAGGCAGUGAACGUGUCACUGUAAGUUUACCGUUACAAUUAGAAGAUUAUAUUCCCGAAGUAGAAGAAUUUUAUAAGAAAAAACAUAGCGGAAGAAAAUUACAAUGGUACCAUCAUAUGUCUAAUGGCACGAUAACAUUUUCCAACCAAGUGGGACGCUUCGAUGUGGACGUAACAACUUUUCAAAUGGCAGUUUUAUUCGCUUGGAAUCAGCGACCGUUUGAAAAAAUUACAUACGAAAAUUUACGACUGGCUACGGAACUUCCUGAUCCUGAACUUAGACGAACGUUAUGGUCUUUAUGUGUCUUUCCAAAACUUAAACGACAACUUUUGUUAGUAGAACCACCUGCACAUAGUCCCAAAGAUUUCGCGAAUGACACAAGGUUUUGGGUGAACCAGGAAUUCGCUAUUGUAAAAAAUGGAAAACUACAAAAACGAGGAAAAAUCAAUUUAAUAGGGCGGCUUCAAUUAUCAACUGAACGAAGUAAAGAGGAAGACAACCAAUCUAUUGUACAACUUAGAAUAUUAAGGGUUCAGGAAGCGAUCAUUAAGAUCCUAAAAAUGCGCAAGAAAAUUAGUAAUGCUCAGUUACAAACUGAAUUAGUCGAUAUACUGAAAAACAUGUUUUUGCCGAGUAAAAAGAUGAUAAAAGAACAAAUUGAAUGGCUCAUUGAACAUAAAUAUAUUCGCAGACACGAUGAUGACAUUAAUACAUUUGUGUACGUGGCAUAAACCGAGAUUAUGCAUGCAUAUAAGAGUGUAUAAACUCUUACGAUUAAUAUUAUAUUUUUAUAAAAAUUCAGUUUUUGUGUAUGAAAGUGUAUGCUCAAAGAAUCGUAAUGUAAUUGAAAGAUAUUUAAUGUUUUUGUAACACGAUCACAAAAAAGAAGAACACAUCUUUAACGUGAAUAAUUAGUGUUUGGGCACAAAGUCAUAUCGUUCUGGAAUCAUGAUUAAGUAAGAUACUGCCGUUGAUUACAAUUGUAUGCAUAGUAGUUGACAAUGAAAUUAUUAUAACACUUCAAAAUUCUAAUCUAUCAACUAAAUCGCAGAUUUACAAAUUAUUUUUAUAAUUUUGAAUAAAACAGUUACAAACACGUUUUAUUUUUUGUGUUCACACAUCACACAAAAAAUCUAAACACGAAUGAUGUAGACGCGUGAGUAUGUUUAUUUACUAUAUGUGUACAUAUUUUCCAAGGGUCAUUGAUUUCUGUGAAUUUGUUUCAAUUGUAAAAAGUACACUAAUUAUGAGAGUUUCUUUAUAUGACACGUUUUCACGCUGUUUUGUAUUAAUUGUGUCGUAACUUUUAAACGAUUAAAUGUGUAUUUCCGACUGCAAAAUUUUUAGCUGAAUAAAAAUACAUGCAAACGGGAAAUACAAUAAAUGGCCUAUACCAACACAUGUAAAUGUCAUAUUAAAGGAAUUAAAAUUCAUUUUCAUAGACUAGUAACGCAAUGUAUAAUCCUUAUGCUGAAUUUUGCACAGACACAUCAUGAAUCAUAACAUGUUGACUUACCAUUAUUAAUAACAUUUAUGUGUAUAAAGCUUUUAUAUUAUUAAAUAAGCCAAUGACAGUGUAACAGUAAACAAUUUCUGAAUUAAAAGA
This is a messenger RNA of Nomia melanderi (Alkali bee), 3659 nucleotides long. RefSeq names its product cullin 5 (gene Cul5). Gene Ontology annotation, cellular component: cullin-RING ubiquitin ligase complex. Gene Ontology annotation, molecular function: ubiquitin protein ligase binding. NCBI's taxonomy places the organism in Eukaryota, Metazoa, Arthropoda, Insecta, Hymenoptera, Halictidae. The record is from RefSeq and is a predicted model, not a curated record. Gene Ontology annotation, biological process: ubiquitin-dependent protein catabolic process.